AUGUCCUUCAUUGAUUAUCCAAGACAUCAUCCUCAUCCUCAUCAUCCUCAACAACAACAACAACAACAAGUUCGCAUCUUCCCGAGGCGAAAGGCCUUCCAAGACGCUCGACCUCACAAAGGCAAGGCCCUCAUGGUCGACAUCUCCACCCUCCAGCCGCUCUUCGGACUCCCGCAGGAGGAGGCCAGCAAGCUCCUGGGGAUCUCGGUGACGGCGAUGAAGCAGCUUUGCAGGAAGCUGGGGGUAGGGCGGUGGCCAUACCAGAAGCCCACACGCAAGGAAAAGGAGAUGUUUGACGGGCUUUUAAUGGGCACGAUUUCAGCUCUUGAUGUGUCGGACGACACAAGUGAUAGCAGCAGCAACUUUUCAGAUGAGUCAUCGUCAACACCCGACCAGAUUAUCAACAGAGAUAUCGAGAUACAGAUGAUAAAGGUUCCAAACGAACCUCGUACCGAAGAGGUGGACGACUUGAGCUGGAGUGAACAGGAAGACCAGGCGAUUCUUGAACAAUUGUUCAAGACGGAUUUUUCGGAAAUUGAGCCUUGCGAUCUCCUUGUCUGA
Messenger RNA from Guillardia theta CCMP2712, 561 nucleotides. RefSeq lists its product as hypothetical. The coding region runs from base 1 to 561 and encodes 186 amino acids. Gene Ontology annotation, molecular function: DNA-binding transcription factor activity. The transcript has a single exon. The record is from RefSeq and is a predicted model, not a curated record. Lineage: Eukaryota; Cryptophyceae; Pyrenomonadales; Geminigeraceae.